Messenger RNA from Ziziphus jujuba (common jujube), 2113 nucleotides. RefSeq lists its product as uncharacterized. The transcript is spliced from 5 exons. The record is from RefSeq and is a predicted model, not a curated record. Bases 333 to 1943 code for a protein of 536 amino acids. NCBI's taxonomy places the organism in Eukaryota, Viridiplantae, Streptophyta, Magnoliopsida, Rosales, Rhamnaceae.
CAUUAUUAAAAAAAUAUUUCAAAUUCCUAAGAAAAAAACAAAAACAAGGUCCAAGGAAAAAGAAAAUAAUAAACCAAAACAUAAAGAACACAAAACAAACAGCUUUCAUUUGAAAUCCCUGUUCUUGCUCUUAACGAGGUUGCAUGCUUCUCUCUUUUCUUUCACUUUCAACACUCUCACUCUCUCAUUCCCUAUAUAUCAGUCAGUGAGUUUCCAAACCCUCAACAAGCUUUGCCUGCAGAACAAAAACCUCUUACUUCUUAUUUUCUGGGAAACCAAGCAUAAGGAUUUUGAGAAAAGAAAAAAAGAAAAGAAAAAAACAGUAGAGCUCAAUGUCAACAACAACUAUAGGAGCAAUAGCAGCAGCGAGGAGGCCCAAAUGGCAUUACCCACCACCAGCACCAACACCAAGAAUCCUCCACUUGCCACGUAGGCCUCGUCGGAAAGCUACCAAGAACAACAACCAUCCCACCGGAAAAUCCAUUUCGGCUUCCGCGGCGACGGCGGAGGCUCGGAAGAAGGAAAGGAAAGGGAAGCUGGAGAUCCUUUUCGACCAAGAACGUGCAUUUACAAGAGCAGGUGUUCCGAUUGUGCUGUUGGAGUAUGAAGGAGAAAGUGAGAGGAGGAGGAAGAGAGUGGAGGAGGGAGAGAAUCGGUGGGAUGGGUCGGUUGUGGAGGAAGAGAAAUGGAGGUUUCAAGCGGAGAUGAUGAGGGCUGAGUGCAAUUUGUUGAGGAUGGAGAAGCGGAUUGCUGUGAAGAAGCUUGAUAGGAAUAGGGUUAAGAUGGAGAAGAUUCUCAGAUCCUCUGUCCAUGCUCUCAUUUCUGGGAAAAAUAAGAUUAGUGAAGGAAACAAUGUGAAGAUGGUAGUGGAAGAAGAAAUUCAACGACUGGCAGAGAAACUAGAGAAGAUGAGGAGGAACUUAGAACGCAAGGAUUUGGAAUCUCGGAACUACAAUAACUUUGACAAGCAAGCAGCUCUUCUUCGAAGACGGUUAGAGUUGUUUAGAGGAACAUCGGAUAAGAUAUGCGUGAAGGAGAUUCAAGAGAUGGCAGAAAUGAGCUUGUCCAUCAAAUCAAAAUGUAGAGUCAGUGAGAACUUAGUUUCAAGUGACAGUUCCAAUGUGGAGAUCCUUAGAAGGAAAAUGGAGGGGCUAUCAAAUGGUUUGCUAUUAGAAAGGAUGGAAGAGGAGUAUGGAUCUAUGCUCUCUACAGCCAAUAGUUCUGUUGCUAGUUCUGCGUCCACUUCUCAAAGAAUUGAAUUUGCAGAUUCAUCUUCUUCAUUAGUGAGACAACCUUACAAGGAGAUUGUAUCCCACGAAGAAAAUAUGUGCUCAGGACAUUGCAAGGCUAUAGUUAGAAGAAUUGUAGAACAAGUUCGAGCUGAGACAGAGCAAUGGUCGCAGAUGCAGGAGAUGCUGGGGAAGGUAAGAGAGGAGAUGGAAGAAUUGCAUGCUUCCAGAGACUUUUGGGAAGAUCGAGCCCUUGAUUAUGAUUACCAGAUGCAAUCACUACACUCUGCUGUGAAAGAAUGGAGGCAGAAGGCUGCAUCAUCUGAAUCAAGAGCAAACGAGCUAGAAUCGAAAAUCUCAAAACUAUCUGGGGAGCUAGAAAGGUUGAAGAAAGAGGAGGAAAAGAAAGAAGAAACAAAGUCAAAAUGUACACCAUCACUUACACCAUGGGAAGCACAAAAUGAAAUGGAGAAGAGGGUAUUGGUUUGUCGCUUGAAGGAGAAUCAUCAAACCUAUGAAAAUAAAAGCAGCAGCAAGCACAAGUUCACAAGUGAUUUGAAUAAAAAAGCAAACACAAAGAGCAAUGGACUUGUUGCUCCGAAGAGAUCACCUUUCCAAGAUAUUGGGAAUUCAUCUGUUUUAGACAGGCAGCAGAGCAACGCAAACUUCCCUUUGCAUUGCCCUCUGCCCCCAAAUACAAGCAAAAACUUUUAGAGAGAUUCAUCUUCAUCGCCUACUGAUUAUUCUAAAUUCAGUUAUUCGAAGAGACAUUGAUUGUACUAAAAGUUAAAAGAGGAAUAUUUUGACAUGAUGGAUGGCAAUUCAAUGGGUUAAAAAUAGAGUAUCUAAGUAAAUAUUUGAAAAUCAAAUAUAUUAAGAGUGGU